CCGAAGCCCAACUCGUCUGGCGGCAUCAUUUCGUGGUGCGUUGCGGACGCGAUCGGACCCUCAAACGCUUGUAGGAGCGUGUACUGAAGUGCGUGCAGUGUGUGUGUGUGUGUUUGUGUGUGAAAAAAGCUCUCACUUUCGUGUGUGCAACCAUCCUAAGAACUGCCUGUCGGAAAGGAAGCACCGCUCACGGGACACCAUGACGUCCGGGAGACGCAGCUGGAUGGUGCUGGCAGGGGUGCUGCUAGUGCUAGCGGUGAUUGCCGCCCCGGUUGGUAGCUAUUCGCCGUUCAAGAAGGGACCGCAGCACGGUUCGUUUACUCGCACUGGCUCACCGGCGGCAGCUAAUGGCGGAGCUGUGCGCGAGCGGGAGCGGGAGCGCGAACGGGAGCGCGAACAGGAACGGCUGGCGACACCGUACGUGGGCCCGCUGGUUGGGCUGGAGGCGGGCGGUAAGCGGGCUGCCAACGACUUCCUGGAGGACGUCGGCAAGAAUGUGUUUGACACCGUUUACCACUGGAAGGUGAUGGACUUCAUGUACCCCUCGCUGCAGCUGCGUAAUAACGCCAUCCGCACACGUGAAUUCAUCCCGGAAAACAAUCUGCCCCUCGGUGUGGAUCGGUUCCGUGACCGACUGUUCAUUACGACGCCCCGCUGGAACCCGGGUGUGCCGGCCACUCUGUCCUAUCUGCCCCUGCCGGCCCAGGACCGCAGCCAGCCGUUGAUGCCGUACCCUGACUGGAGCUACCACACGUCCCCGCGCAAUCCCGACUGCUCCAAGAUGAUGUCCGUGUACCGCAUUCAGGUGGAUGAGUGCGAUCGCCUCUGGGUGCUGGAUGCGGGCGUGACCGACACGCUGACCAACCUGCAGCAGGUCUGCCCGCCGAAGAUUAUGGCGUUCGAUCUGCAGAACGACGAGCUGCUGUUCACGUACGUCCUGCCCGAGGAGCAGGUGAAGGAGGACUCGCUGCACACCAACAUCGUGGUGGACGUACGCGACGGCCAGUGCGAGGAUGCGUUCGCGUACGUGGCGGACGUGUGGCGCAACGGCAUCACCGUGUUCGACAUGCGCAAGUUCAAGAGCUGGCGCACGACGAACCAUCUGUACAACCCGAACCCGCUGGCCAGCGACUACAACUACCAGGAUCUGAACUUCCAGUGGUCGGACGGUGUGUUCGGCAUGUCGCUCGCGCCCGUCCACCGCUCCGGCGACCGGAUGCUGCUCUUCCACCCGAUGUCCAGCUUCAUGGAGUUCCAGGUGCCGGCCUCCAUCCUGCGCAACGAAACCGUCUGGGAAGGGUUCGGGCUGGCGGCGAAGGCGUUCCAGCCGGUGGGCACGCGCGGCCGCAUGGGACAAUCGUCGACCGCGGGCGUGGGCAAGAACAACGUGCAGUUCUUCACGCUCGUGCAGCAGUCGGGCGUCGGCUGCUGGGACCUGGGCAAACCGUACAAUCGCAACAAUCUCGGCGUGGUGGAGAAGAACGCCCAGAAGCUAACGUUCCCGAACGAUCUGAAGGUGGACCGCGAGCCGCAGCAGUCGCUGUGGGUGAUGAGCAACAAGCUGCCCGUCUUCCUCUACGACAAGCUCGACUACACGCAAACGAACUUCCGCGUGCUGAUGGCGGACGCACGGAAGGCGAUCGAGAACACGGUGUGCGAUCCGCGCGUCCCACCCAGCCUGGCGUUCGAUGCCGCCCAGCUCGAGUGCGAGCUGGAGCUGUAAGGGGAGUGGAGAAGGUGCCCUCGUCCUCCCACCGCUCCCAAUUCGCACUCAUCCUCCCGCCCGACGCCAAACUUUCGCGUGACAACGCGCGUGGGUGUGAAGCCAAAAACAAACCAUUACCAACACCUUCUGUACCCUAUCCCCCCCCCCACAGAAACGAUCCUUAUUUAUCUGUUCCUUUCGGGUGGGUGGAGACGGGGGGCCAACUCCAAAACUUUAUCUCCGCCUCGAGCCCCAAUCGAACGCAACGCUCGCUCGCUCACAAUCGGGACCGCGGUUAGCCAUUGGUGAAAUACAUUCCUCUAUUUAAGGAUUAA
Anopheles merus is the source of this 2040-nucleotide messenger RNA. RefSeq names its product protein yellow-like. The transcript has 3 exons. NCBI's taxonomy places the organism in Eukaryota, Metazoa, Arthropoda, Insecta, Diptera, Culicidae. The coding region runs from base 200 to 1723 and encodes 507 amino acids. The record is from RefSeq and is a predicted model, not a curated record. Gene Ontology annotation, cellular component: extracellular region.